CGCACGGACGAUGCAUUGACGCUGACUCGCCAGCCUGACAGGACACAGUCAAACGGAUGUGUAUCACUUUCUACAGUCUCAGAGUGGAGGCAUUCAAUCGAUAUGCCCAAGCGGCGCGCGACAUGGCCUGCUACUCGCUCGACAUGGGACAUAGUGCCAGCUCACAUCAGACGUCCUCGCAAGCUACUCUUCACCGCCGAACUACCGACACAGGAUAUUGUUCAUCAGUUGUCAUGCUGGAACAUCCACGAGCUCUCACUCUGGCCAUGGGAAGCCCUACAAGCUCAAUGCCGCCGGUACAAGCUGGCUGUCGCGUACGACGACAGCGGCGAUGACCUGAUCGCGCGACUGACUGCCCACGUCGAGCAACUUGAUAAUUUCUGGCCAUCAGAUAGCGGCGGCAAUGCUAAUCGUCUCCCGCCGGAAUUGAUACGGCGCAUCCUCCGCUGCCUGCGCGACAGCUACGACGAGCGGCUCGAUCUUUCGGACGAACGACACGAAUCCACCACAGUCGCGAUGCCGACGUCCUUGCACGCCGUCAUCAACCUCGAAGCGACCUGUCGCGCUUUCCGCAGAGGCAUCUAUGGGGACAACUUUAUCUGGGACCUAUACCUUAAAGAUGCCUCAGAAGUGCUCGCAUUGGCUCGAUAUGGUCGGCCAGACACCUGGCUUGAGCACUGCUCAAAAGCUGCGACAUCGCGCUUCAAAGCCAUACGCGCAGUCGCUAUGACGUGCGAAAAUUGCCAGAAGUGGCGUGUACCGGAGGAAAGGCUACCCGCUGUCGAACUCACUCGUCCUUCCUUCAUGUGGCAAUGCGCAGGCUGCGUCUAUGCAAAAACAUUGACGCGCGCGGAAGCAAUGGCAGUGCUCGCACCUUAUGAGCAUCUCUUGGACCAGAUCGAGCCUUACCAGGUCCGACCUAGUCUCUAUCGACAGACUGCUGUCUUUGACCAAAGGCAAGGCGAAGAUUCAGCUCGCGCCAGACAACUCUUCUCGACUACAAACGACGGAUCGUAUGCUCCCUUUGUCCGAAUCUGGCCAACAGCGGAAACACCGCUCCUCAAAUGGCCGCACCGACUGGAUUUUUUCGUGCUCGAGAUGGCUCGCAAGCUCAUUCUGAGCAAAGAGUCUCUCGAUGAGAGUCAUACGCGGGCUGUCGAGGAAGCUAUGCAAGUUGUUGAUAAACGCUGGCGUGACUUCAUGGAGCGUGCUACACGGCUCAAGAGCAUCACGAAGACGCUCUACGAGACUGACCCGGCGAGUAAGCGAUGGGUAGCGCAGUGUCCAGAGUCUUUCUGGCGUAUACACUGUCGCGUAGCUCUCGUGCAGACAAAAGACGACACUGGCCGCCCGCCGCAGCAUCUGGACGAGCAUCUCGACGAUUCCUGGCCAAUCGAUAUCAUCAGACAAGAUCCCUGGCUAGUUGCUGCGGGCGGCAUGCACCGCGCUGAUGCAGAAACGCUUGCGCAUGCAUUCAUACGAUGGCUACACUACCAGCAGGCAGCGGUCUGGAUCAUCAAUACAAGACUGGUAGAUUACGGGGCCACAGAACAUCCGGUUCGACAAGAAUUCGAAGGUUCCGAUGUGCAGCGCUCGUCAUGGACAGUCGACCUGCGCAGCAUCAGACCGUGCUUGCUGGCAUUCGUGGGUGCUCAUCGAUGCGAAAUCUGGCGAGAGCGUCUUUAUCGGGCCUUCCAAGACGGAUCGCCUGGUAUACCACUCGGUCUAUGCAUCACUCAAAACCAAGCGGAGGCUCUGACGGCCAGAUGGACACGCUUGGAUCAGCUUGCUUUCGAUAAUCCCCGCCAGUGUGCCAAUACAGCUUGCACGAGAGUGUGCGCCUGUCCCUGACUCCUGCAUUAUCGUCCUGAAUGGCUUGACAGGAACCAAACCGAGUGCAUUGCCAAGAUGUGCGGCUUUUGCUGCCGAGCCGACUUUGCCACAAGGCGCGAGCUCAAGCUGCCAGAGAAUUGCGAGAGACACUCGAUCCUACGUUAGCACGUGCAUCAUGGUGACAUCCUGACAGAAUCUCAUGGCCUCGAGCAUGCAAUGACUACUGUGUUGGCUGCCAUUUGCCGAUAUUGAUGCCGUUGCACGCGAGGCCGUAAUUAUCGAGCUGUCGAUCGAGUACAUCUUAGUCAGAGGUACGGCGCUGACUGACUGGACUUGCAUCAUUCAU
Messenger RNA from Mixia osmundae IAM 14324, 2179 nucleotides. RefSeq lists its product as uncharacterized. The record is from RefSeq and is a predicted model, not a curated record. Bases 103 to 1851 code for a protein of 582 amino acids. The transcript is spliced from 3 exons. Lineage: Eukaryota; Fungi; Basidiomycota; Mixiomycetes; Mixiales; Mixiaceae.